Molecule: messenger RNA, 882 nt
Organism: Didymosphaeria variabile
Lineage: Eukaryota; Fungi; Ascomycota; Dothideomycetes; Pleosporales; Didymosphaeriaceae
Exons: 1
Coding region: 1-882 (293 amino acids)
Molecular function (GO): 2-oxoglutarate-dependent dioxygenase activity
Source: RefSeq, a predicted model, not a curated record
AUGUUGGGUCGGCGAACAGCUUUGCGCAUAGCUCUUAGCUCACGCCCAUUCUCACAGAGCAUUCGUUUCCCUCCGGCAAAAAGGUUCGAUGGCGAUUGUGCGGACGUGAAGAGCUUAGAUCUCAGCGAACCGACAGUCUUUCCCAAGCAGUUUACUGAUAUUCCAGCGAUCAAAAAGUGGUUCACCUCAGUCGAUUGCCCUACAGACCAUGGCGUGUAUUACAUCCCGAAAACCUCGUAUCUGGGUCGCCAUAGCUCCCUGAUGGUUCCCCUGGAGUACACGCGCUAUCGUCAUAAUGGAGACGAUGUAAGGACUGCGAAAUCGAUAUCGACAUUCGAAUGUAUCCAAGCUCCUUUGUCUUUGUUGCUGUCUCAUAUAUCGAGCGAAGACUACUCGCAGCAGCUGUAUCUCGCACAGUGCUCCCUCGACGACCUCCCCUCUGAAUUGAAACACGACCUGCCUGCCCCCGAAUUGAUUACCCACCUCGGUCGGGGUGACGUCUAUGCUUCUAGCAUAUGGAUGGGACGCCCGCCGACGAGCACGCCCCUACACCGAGAUCCGAACCCAAACCUAUUCGUACAAUUAGUUGGGAAGAAGGUCAUCCGCCUGAUGAAGCCAAAGCAGGGCAGGUUUCUGUACGAUCGAUUAAGGACAGAGAUGGGGCAUGCGCACUUGCGGGGUGAAGAGAUGAUGGUGGGCGAGGAGAGGGAUAGAUUACAAGACGCGAUCUGGAAUGAGAAGGAGAUCAAUGGCGUCUCUGCUAGCGGUGUGGAGGCUAGAUUAGAGGGCGGUGAUGGGCUGUAUAUUCCGCUGGGCUGGUGGCACGCUGUUGAAAGCAUUGGGACGCAUACGAACGCGUCUGUGAAUUGGUGGUUCAGGUAG